Magallana angulata is the source of this 1711-nucleotide messenger RNA. RefSeq lists its product as uncharacterized. NCBI's taxonomy places the organism in Eukaryota, Metazoa, Mollusca, Bivalvia, Ostreida, Ostreidae. The transcript is spliced from 6 exons. The record is from RefSeq and is a predicted model, not a curated record. Bases 123 to 1022 code for a protein of 299 amino acids.
CUGGUCGAUUGCCAUGAAAAUAAUUCGAGUGAUGUUUGAUACAAUUAAAUAGAGGAUCAGGAUAAAAACCAGGAAAAUGGAGUUAUACCGCAGUGAAAGAUAAUUGAAUUUAAUUUGCCGAAAUGCUAGAAUAUGCGUUAACAACAUUGUUAAUUGUGCAGUCCAUACAAGAACAAAGUUUAAGUUCUUCGAAAGAAAUAUGUGGAGAAGAAAAUGGGAGUAUUAAAUGCUGUACAGGAUACUAUAGUGAAGAUGGAAUAUGUAAACAAUGUUUUGGAGCAAUUGGGCCUAAUUGUUCAAUCCCAUGCAAAUGUAAUUUCUUUGGACGUCUAUGUAAAAAUCCAUGUGACUGUCAAAACAAUGAAACCUGUGACAGAUACUUCGGUUGUAGAUUCGUUGAUGAAAUGGACAGUAGCACAGAGUGUCAUAACACAAUGCUUUUGUUGGUGAUCGGAUCCGGAUCAGCCAUGUUAUCACUCGCCUUGUUGUUUGUCGGUGUCAUGAUUUAUAGAUGGCAUACUAUUUUGCGAAGAAAUUUACAUCCCACCAAUACUCCAAGAGGUAAUUUUAAGGAAAAUUCUUUUCUUAAGGUUUUAUUACCCUUUUAUGGAAAACAUGAAGUUUUUCAGGAAAACUACGAUGAUAUUCGAGAAUCUCGAAUGCUCCUUGGUGAUAAAGGAAAUUAUAACAGGGAAAUUACAGAAAAUAGACUAAGUUCAAUGGAUUAUAAUCAUUUGUUCCUCAAAGGGCGGAAAUCAAUUAGCGAGAUCCCUGAACAAUAUUAUAGUGCAAUUGAUGCACGUUUUAGAAGUAAAAUGCCGCUCGUCACGACGUCCGAAUUUCCUGAAGACGAUUGCUAUGUCAGUGUAUCUCAGCUUGCUAGGCAGAAUAAGAGAAUAUCAAAGUCAUGCUCUGAUCUAAAGAUAGAUAUGUCGGAUACACACCAUGAUAUAUAUUCAAAUCAAUGCCGCAAGGCCAAGGGGGGUACAAACAAUCGAACUAUUCUGAUAGAACAUUUAUAGUCAUUUGAAUUAUCUUAAGCAACCCCACACUAAUAGAAACGUCUUUUUAAUGUCCUUCUUUUUACCACUAUAAAUCAAAUAUCAAAACAUGCUUAUAAUCAAGCUCGUUCUCACCUUGAAUAAAGAAAGUGAAAGCUGUAAAUGUUAACAACACUUUCUUCAGUUUCACCGCCAAGGAGAAUAAACACCGGAUUCGAUAGUAAAAUGUUGGUCAGCCAAUUUCACCACUGGCCAUAAAAAGGAGAAUAUGAAAGGAAUAAAGAACACAAGAAAUAAAAAAAAAUUCUUAUUCCAAUCAUCAUUGUGAAUAGAUGUACGACUUGUUUGACUUUAGACAUUUAAAAAUUCAUCAAUAAGUGUCUAUGAUACUUCUAUCAUAGCCAAAAUCCUGUUUUAGGCAACGCAUGCAUCAACAGGUAUGAAGAAUUAUAUGUGCACGUAACAAAAACACUAAAAGAUUCAUGAAUAAAUGUAUUUUUAAACAUAAAGACUUUGUGUAAAUUUUUAAAAAAUAAUAUCCAAAUUUGUUUGCUAAAAACUGAUGAAUAUUUUAAUUUCUAGUACACAAACACAACAAUUCAUGGUCCUUACAUUGGAGUUUUUUCAACAUCCGAUAUUCUGAUUAAAUAUUUUCUAUAACAACCCUGAUUUCUCGUCAAUUUUUGUUUGUUAUGUAUCUUCACAAAUAU